UUCCUCCUCCCAGCCACCUCUUCCUCUCCUCGCCGUGCUGCAUCAGACAUGGAGCAGGCCCGCCCGCAGACCAGCGGGGAGGAGGAGCUACAACUGCAGCUGGCUCUGGCCAUGAGCCGAGAAGAGAGUGAAAAGCCUGCUCCCCCGGUGGACACUGAUGAACAGACUCAGCUCCAGAUCGCCCUGAGCCUCAGCAAGGAGGAAGCUCAGAAGCCGGCCUCGCCUCCUCCGGUUGCCUUGGAUAUGGAUGAAGAGAGACAGCUCCAGAUCGCCCUGAGCCUGAGCAAAGAGGAGCACCAGCAGGAGCAACGGAGUCGCCAAGGAGACGAGUCGUUGCUCCAAAAAGCUCUGGAGGAUAGUAAACGAGAGGCGGCGUCUGGUGGAAUUGGGUCUGCCAUGAUGGAUCUGGUGGAGGUGUUUGCUGUGUCGUCUGAGGUGCCUCCUACUGCUAGUGCCAACUCCUGGAGUCUGCCAGGGGGGAACGUCCGCACCCCUCUCCACCACCCCCUCCCCCAGGCCCAGGCUGCUGCUGGGGCAGCCUCCGACCCCUGGGACUCACUGGUAGAGGCUCGCUCCACCCCCGCUGGGAUAGAGUCUCCCUGGAUGGUUCCUCCCACCUCCGGUAGCCCCGCCCCUUCUUGGCAGCGUAGCCGGUCCCCUCCGGACCCCUGGGAGACCCCGGGGGUAGUAGACCCAUUCUCUAUCCCAGAUGCUCUUCGAACUGGCAGCCCUACAGAUGGCGACUUGUUUGACGAGGCGAUGGACGGAGGUCAUUUCAGCCUGAACAGUCGAGGUGAGGGUGAGGGCAGCCCGGAGCUGUUUGAUCUGUCUCGUAUAGGGGACAGUCUGGGGGUCCCCAGCCCUCGGACAUGCCGGACCCCCGAGUCCUUCCUGGGGCCCACAGGGGCCUCCCUGGUCAAUCUGGACAGCCUGAUACCAGCCAACCCCCCAGCCAAGACCAAGAACCCGUUUCUCUCAGGUCUGAGUACUCCAUCUCCCCUCAACCCGUUCCAGAGUGAACAGCCUCGUCUCACUCUGAAUCAGAUGCGUCCCAGCUCCACGUCCCCGUCCCCCUCCGGUCCUCCCUCCCUGCCCUACAGUGCUUCUCUGCCCCUGCCCGCCAGCCACCAGCCGGCCAGCCUGCCCUCCUCCCUCACCCAGCCCACCCAUGGAGCCCUGGACAUACCUGGGCUGCCACAGCCCCUGUUACCUCUUUCCUCCAUCUCGUCUCUGGGAGAGCAGCACAGUCAGAAUCCCUUCCUGUGAUGUCUGUCCAGCUGAACUGAAACCGCUAAGAUGGAAGAUAGACCAACACCAACUUCUGCCAUGCGCAGUAGAACACCUGCUGGGCGUCCACGAGCGGUGUCCUGCUGGCUGUCCACGAGCGGUGUCCUGCUGGCUGUCCAUGACCGGUGACCUGCUGGGUGUCCACGAGCGGUGACGAUUCACAUGUGGAAUCGUCGAGAAAUGUAUAGAAAAUGACGGUCAAUGUUUUGUAGUCAGAUGUGACAGGACGCCCACCCAGCUGUCGCACGGCCGGCAUUCAUGUUGGUCUGUCUGUCCUCUAACUCUGGUGGAUGGAACAGAGGAAAUAGAAAUGACUCUUAUUAGGUUAUUUUCUGUCAAUCUAACCUCAAGACUCAACAACUGGAAUUCAGACAGAACUGAUAAUCCCCUUAAGUUGUUAUUUUGCUGUUGUUUUUCUAUGGUCUAUAGUACUGUAACGCUUAGAUUGCUUCCUCUGCUACGAUCUGCUCUACCACAACCUGUCCUGUUACUCCUCUCUGCUGAAGAGAGUGAUGGAGGCCUCUGCUCGGGUCUGCUCUACCACAACCUGUCCUGUUACUCCUCUCUGCUGAAGGGAGUGAUGGAGGAGGAACGAGAGGUAGAAAGAAAGAGAAUAUUCCCAGAACGUGUUUAGGUCUCUAGUAACCUAAUCCUAAACCAUGACAGAUACUGUACAUACACGCCGAUGCCCAAGCUCAUCCUCCGCUAUAGAAAGCACAGUAGGUGAAGAUGUUUCCAUGUUAAAGUAAUUAGCAAUACUUUACAGAGUGAGUGUGUCUGCACUAACCUGGUCUCAGAUCUGUUUGUGCUGUCCUGCCAACUCCUAUUUGUGCUGUCCUGCCAACUCCCAUUGGCUAUACAGCAGAAACAGAUCUGGGACCAGGUUAGUUAACUGCUUUUCCAACUGCUUCUUACCUAGUCACAUGCCCCGCCCACUCUGCUGCAUACUUUAGUUUGAUUGGCUCCGCACUGUUGCUCCUGAUCCAGCACUGAACUGAUUGUACACCAGAUAUGCCUGCUUAUCUCUCCGACCGACGAACCACACUGCACUGGGACAGGACGCCCACUGUUCCUGCCGCACUGCUCUAUGCUGAUUGGUCAAUCCGCUCUCUGGACUGCUUUCAUUGGUUGGCUCUUUCUCUCCUAUUAUCUCUCCCAUGAUGCCCCAGGGGAUAACUCGGACAAGUCUGUUCAGGAGGAUGUAACGUUACAGAAUGCUCAGAUAGAAAUGUAUCGUGUAGAACAGAUAUGAUUGUCUGCCAGAUAGAAUAGGGGAAGCGUGUCGGCUCUAUUCAAUCUAUUUCUAUCUGCAAAUGUUCAGAAUGAUUCCUAGCGCCGACUACAACUCUGAUUUCUGAGAACGGGCAUAGAACAUUCCACGCCGAUGAUGAGACGCCAGCCAACCCCCAUCCACAUAAUGAACACUUGAGUUUUAAGCUUCCUUUUUUUGUUACAUUGGGCCUAGUAAGGCUCAGUCUGACUGGGUUCUCGUUUAAAAGGAUGGUUUGCUGUUGGAAUGGAACUGCGGUGAUGGUGAGAGAGAUUCUAAGGUAGUUCUAUUGUAUUGUAGUGAACUGGAGGCCCUUUUGAGGGAUAACUGAAUGAAAUCUGCUUUUCAAGAGACCGGAACCACUGCAGGACUCACUAUAGGGGGCAAAUCCUAACGCUCUCACUUCAAGUUGAGUUUUGCAUUGAUGUCAAUGGGAGAAGUGGAAAUUCAAUUGAAUUGAAUGGAAGUUAGGAAGCUAGCAUUCGACCCCUAUAAAGCAACGCAUAUUAGAAUGUAUGAAUUGAUAUCAUGAUUAUUUUCCCUCUCUCA
Oncorhynchus nerka (sockeye salmon) is the source of this 3106-nucleotide messenger RNA. RefSeq names its product epsin-3-like. The record is from RefSeq and is a predicted model, not a curated record. Lineage: Eukaryota; Metazoa; Chordata; Actinopteri; Salmoniformes; Salmonidae. The transcript has 8 exons. The coding region runs from base 49 to 1266 and encodes 405 amino acids.